AGCAGUCAGUGAAUGGGCACAACCCUCCCCUAUUAAAUGCAUCUUCUUUGAUAAAUAAUGAAGCUGUUCUUGCUUUUUCUUCACCCCAUCCCUCAUUCCAUUGCAGAAACGGGAGCUGGGUUCAUUGUUAAGAAGAGGAAGAGGAAAGAGUUAAAGUGAAGAACCAAAGAUGGAGAUGGUGAUGAGAUCUGAAUUUGUUCUCUUCUGUUUACUCCUUGCCCCAUAUCUCUUUGCCUCAUCAAUCUUCUCAGCUGCAGAUUCAGCAUCAGAUGCUCUGGCACAACAGUGCGCUAAUGAGCUUCUUACUAAGCUGUCUCCCUGUUUAGAUUACUCCACAGGAAAGGCAGAGUUACCUACAAAAGAAUGCUGCACUUCUGUUACUAGUAUGAGGGAUCAACACCCAGUUUGUCUGUGUUUCCUUAUUCAGCAGACCCACAAUGGUCGUCCAGAAGUCAAGCAACUAGGUCUGAAGGAGGAUAGGUUGCUUAAGAUCUCUGGUACAUGCAAGUUGACUAAUGCCAGCAUUAGCGAAUGCCCACGGCUUCUAAACUUACCUCGCGAUUCUCCAGACAAUGCCAUCUUCCUCAAUUCCACUUCAAAUUCUUCGUCUACUUCCUCCUUAUCAGAUACUUCCAAUACGACUUCUGCAACAACCAUGCCCUCGAUCGGAUUCAUGCACGGACCCCAACUUGCAGUUCCUUCUGCUAUUGCCUUGGUCAUUAUUGCCGUCUUCACUGGGUUGUUCCCAACAGGUUACGUUUCCUAACUGUGUCUGUGUGUAGUUCGUUCCAGGCAGGAGCUUGAGGCUGAAGGUGCACACUCCUGCCAUUCUGUGCUACAUUUUCUCUUCUUGGUAUUCAAAAUGAAGGCAGUAGAUUUAGUAAGGAAUAUGAUAGUUAGUCGCCAAAUAUGCUCUCUUUCUUGUYACGUUUAAUGAAUUUCUAUUCUCCUUUGGAUUGUUAAUGGAGAUAUCUAGCGAUAUGUUUGACAUUUAUCAGGACCCAUCUCUGGGCCAAGUCCA
Molecule: messenger RNA, 1021 nt
Organism: Nelumbo nucifera (sacred lotus)
Lineage: Eukaryota; Viridiplantae; Streptophyta; Magnoliopsida; Proteales; Nelumbonaceae
Product: non-specific lipid transfer protein GPI-anchored 1-like
Source: RefSeq, a predicted model, not a curated record